Molecule: messenger RNA, 843 nt
Organism: Penicillium angulare
Lineage: Eukaryota; Fungi; Ascomycota; Eurotiomycetes; Eurotiales; Aspergillaceae
Exons: 1
Coding region: 1-843 (280 amino acids)
Biological process (GO): regulation of transcription by RNA polymerase II
Cellular component (GO): PcG protein complex; transcription regulator complex
Molecular function (GO): RNA polymerase II cis-regulatory region sequence-specific DNA binding; DNA-binding transcription factor activity, RNA polymerase II-specific
Source: RefSeq, a predicted model, not a curated record
AUGGCCCCGGCAUUCCGUGACAAAGGAGAGGCAGAUAUCAGCUUUGCUGCUCCCAUCGAGUGUCCCGAAUUGGGGUUUUCUCAAGACGAUACCAGCUUGGCCUUGUCUUCAGCCUUUGCAUGUGUUGCGCAGAAUGAUCCAGUUUUUUCCGUUUGUCCUGAUUACCGAGACUCUAGCUUAUCAUUCCAUCCAUGGUAUGAUGCUUGCGCACAUGAAAGCACUACCGGUUGUUAUGGGUACUGUUCUAGGCUGGCCUCAUUCAACCUGCCUCCACCACCACCACCACCAUCAUCUGCUGACUUUGUCAUUGGGCUUAAUCUUUUGGCGACAGUCAGCUUGACAGGAUCUCAGAACCUUGACUCUUCCAACACAUGGCAAGCUGGUACGGUCAAUAGGCAAAUUGAGAUGGAAUUUGUGCCACACCACAAUAAGCAAGAGCCCUUUUACGCCAUUCACAGCGUGGCAGAGCCUUCGCUUACAGGUUUUGCAGAUGUCUGGUCCAGCAUGCCCCAGCAGCAAAAGUUCGAAUGCAGUCAUCCUGGAUGCAGAUGCUACUUUAGGUGUCGAAAGUCCUUUUCCCGCCAUCUGAAUAGUCACUCGGAAGUCAAACCCCAUGUCUGUUGGGUCCCUGAUUGCCACCGCAAAUUUUCUCGUCGCGAUAAUCUCAACGCUCAUUACUUGACACACGGAAAACACAAUGGACGAAACCGCUAUGUGGCCACUAUGGACCUGGCGAAUCCAAAGUAUGAUCCUGCCUUCAGUGGUCAAUUGACAACUGAUGGCUGGCCUAUUGAGUCACCAGCCGGCCAUGUUCUCCGCGAAAACGAAUUGAGUUCACAAUGA